CCUGCGGCCCCGCAGCCCCGCCGGACAGUGAGCUCCCUGCCCACACCUGCACCAUCUACCGGCCCUGGUUCUCGCCCUACAGCUACUUUGUGUGCACCAAAGAAGCCACCCAGCAGCACCUGGGCAGCCUCUCCACCAGCCUGACCACCAGCACCCGGGAACCUGAGGAGUCUGAUGACCUCUCGGAGAUUAUCUGCUCCUCCUCUGGCUCCUCAGACAAGCCCCAGCCCCCCGAGAGGGACAGGCCAGGCAGUGGCGGAGCCAGCAUCACGGUCCAGGAUAUCCUUGCUGCUUCCCAGGGGCAGCCGGUGCCCCAGCGCGGCUACCAGUGCAUGUCGUGCUGCCGCGUCUUCCCCACACUGUGGUCGCUCAAGACCCACAUCCAGCACAGCUCCCAGGAGGGCUACAGCUGCAAGGUGUACUACCGCAGGCUCAAGGCCCUGUGGGAGAAGGAGCACAAGGAGCAGGAGGCUGCAGCCCCCAGGGAGCCCGUGUAG
This is a messenger RNA of Pelecanus crispus (Dalmatian pelican), 497 nucleotides long. RefSeq names its product spermatogenesis associated 46 (gene SPATA46). The record is from RefSeq and is a predicted model, not a curated record. NCBI's taxonomy places the organism in Eukaryota, Metazoa, Chordata, Aves, Pelecaniformes, Pelecanidae. Gene Ontology annotation, cellular component: nuclear membrane. Gene Ontology annotation, biological process: fertilization.